This is a messenger RNA of Theobroma cacao (cacao), 1886 nucleotides long. Its product is annotated as kinetochore protein. The record is from RefSeq and is a predicted model, not a curated record. Gene Ontology annotation, cellular component: Ndc80 complex; kinetochore. NCBI's taxonomy places the organism in Eukaryota, Viridiplantae, Streptophyta, Magnoliopsida, Malvales, Malvaceae.
CCUCUAGUCCGGUACAAAUACAUUACUUAUAAGCUUAAAUUUCUCUUUGGCGGGAAAAAUAUUCACUUUCCUCAAUUUUAGCCAAUAUUUUUUAUUUUUAUUUUUCCAGUUUUAAAUUUUUUUUCCUCACUUUCUCGACAACCAACCACCGGAAUUCUUACUCAGACAAAAAAAGAAAAAUGUCGAAAUUCGAGUACCCGAUACUCUCCCGUGCCGACAUAAUAUCAAUCCUGGCGGAGUCGCAAAUUGCCGCCGUCACCGACAACGAUUUCAAGAAUGUCAAACCCGAUUUCGUCUCCGAUCUCUACACUCGCCUCCUCAUCUACCUCGACGCUCUUCAUGAGGAAGACCAAGGGCAAGUUGAGUUUUCAGCAUUGGAGCAAUUUGAGAACCCGGAUCUUCUAAUUGGAUCAAUCCAGGUUAUGAACUUGUAUUGCAGGUUAAGAGAGGUGGUUGCUUCUCUUAAUUGUCCAAUGCAAUUUAACCUUAGGGAUUUGGUUAAACCCGAUUCGGCCCGGGCUGAGUUUUUCAUCAGCUCAAUCCUCAACUUUUGUCUUUAUAAAGACACAAAAAUGAAUCUUCUGAGACCGAUUGCAGAGGAGCUGACCCUUCUAGAUGAGCAGCGAAAGGAGUGGGAGGCUAAGAUUUCUCAGUUGAAUGCAGAGAUUGCAGGUUAUAGUGAAGCAAGAGAAAGGGAGUUACCCCUUGUUCAAGAGGUAGACUCAAAAGUUAAAGAAUUGCGUGAGAUGAUUGCUGGCCUCAACAGUAACCAGAUGUCAUUGAGAACUUCUUUUCGGAAUUUGAAGGAUAAGACUGGGCAAAUGGAUGAGAAGAUUUCUAAGGCUGAGUUUGACCUGGUACAAAGUGUCCAAGAAAAUGCAAAUCUACGUUCCAAAAUAGUUCAGUCACCAGAUAAACUACAGAGAGCUUUAGAGGAGAGGAAAUUAGCUCGAGAUGAGGCAAAGACUGCUGAAAGGUUAGCUAUGCAGUCUUUUCAGGAGAAGACUACCAUUGUUGAGGUUUAUAGCAAGGCUCUUAAGAAGAUGUCAAAGCACUUUGCCUUAAUGCAAGCUAUACAUGAACAGGUGAACUCUGCAAAAUCAGUUGAAAAAGAAUGGAAGGGUUUAAAAGCUAAGUUAAGUGAUGAUGCUGUGUUAGACAAGUCACUUGAGGCUAAACUGAUUGAACGGCAAGGAAAAGUUGAACAAUUGGACGAACUCCAAAGGCAGUUACAAAAAGAAAGGGAUCUCAAGUUUGAGGAGUCUACUAAACAUUUGAAUGAUGUGAAGUUGGAGGUGGAAUCUAGGCGGCGUGAUCUGGAAGCAAGGCAAAGGAAGGUUGAAGAUGUGGUAGCAGAGGUAGACUCCAUAACGUUAAAGACUAGUAUGGCAAAAGAAUCUGGAGCUGCUAAAGUGCACGAUUUAGUUAGUAAGUGUGAAGAGAUUGUAAAACAGUUUCAACAUUAUUCAUCCUCUAUUGGGGUCUUGCUGCCUGUGCUUGGGACAAAGACAACUUGAUUGAGUAGCUACAACCAGCCUUUAACUUGCAUGUUAGGAAGCCACUCAAUUGUGAAAUCCAUUUUAUUCAUGAAACUGUAAGUUGUGUUUAGUCUGCAGCAGUAGAAAUAUAUUUAUAUGGUCUUCCAGUGCUUCAAAUUAUUUAUUGACUUUCUGUUAGUAUAUGAUGAGGCUUGUAAGUGAGUUCUAUUUAUCGUACGUAGCCAAGAUGGUACUAACUUGUUAAAAUAUCACUUCUUGUGGAGUUCUGUAGAAGAUCUUUAGGGUAGUGUUGCCCUUGUAUCUUUGCUUGCUUUAUAUGCAGUGUAGACUGACAGUUUUUUGUAUAUAACCAGACUUAUGAUAAUGACAGAUAAGAUGGUUCUCUAA